CUUAAACACAGCUGGAGCAAAGCUAUGGGCCAGAAAGGUAGUCACACCCGCAUUACCCCUGGGGACUACCAUUUUGCUACCCCAGACCCUAGGAGAGCACCCCAGCAAGGCAACACCACCAGCAGAGCUCCAGUGCAACAAGAGUCUGUGCCCAGUUCAAAACAUGUUCAGAAACCCAGAAGGUCCUCUGACUCCAACAUCCUCACAGCAGGGCCAGUGGUGUCAGUACCACCCCGCUCUUUCUCAGAUCCUAGUGACAGUCCAUAUGUGGUUGAGUCACAUAGGACUGUGCCUGCUGCUGCUGCUGUUUCUCCUGUACAGACACGUAGUCUCUUUACUGAUGAAAGUGGUAAAAGCAUGCCUGACUGCCCCCACACUUUAUCAAACCAGCUAACUAAUAGCUUACUGCAGGAAGACCCCAAAGUCAAAAGGGAAGAAAAAUGGGAUGGAGAUGCUGGAGGUCAACUGGUCAGAGAUUUCAGUCAUGAACACCUUUCUGUUGGUGACAUACCAGUAUCAGUAGCCUGUGAUGGUCAGGGCUCCGUGUUAAAGCCAGGUCAUUCUAAUCCUUAUGAAGUGUCAGGCAAUGCUAAACAACAUUCCAAUACACUGAGUGAUGUAAGAAGCCAAUCAAAUCCUCCUACUGCUAUAGAAUUAAUCCUGGCACACAAUGAUAUAGGACACCCCUUUCAGCCCAGCCCCAUUCAACCUGGUUACAAUGAAAGGACAGAGGAAGCUGGAAUGCCUACUAAAACCACCAGUGCAGAAAAUGGAAACAUAAUAAUAGGUAGCACAAUAGCACAGCCUAGUGGCUCUGGGCCUGAUUUGCUACAUGAUAAUCAGGAUAUAGAUCUUUAUACAGGUCCACCAGAGUGUGUGGGACUGACAAAGGAGGGGACGGCAGCAUCAGUUUGGUGUGGAAUACCUGUAGUGGCACAGGCUAAUGCAGAGCUCUGCAGUUUUCAUUCUAAAAAACACUCAUUGUUGAGUCCACACUGUCAGUAUCAAGAGAAUGACAUCAGCAGAACAGUUUGCUGUCAGCAUGGAGAGGACUUUGAGCGAGACAAAUUGAAGGAAUUUAAUAACUGGGUUCCUUGCACUACUGUGUGUGAGUCUAGUAAACAAAAGGGAAAAACUGGCUCUGUAGUUAACCAGGUUAAGAAUUCCUCAAAAACUUCACUAGCACCUCUCACAAAAAGCAGCGAGAAAAAUGAUGGACUGAGCCAAAGUAAGUACACUGAGAAUUUAUUGUCAUCUGAGAAAAUAAAAGGGCAGUCAGAUACUGUAAGUUUUAAUAAAACUGCUGCCGGGAGCUCAUUUCCUUCCCUUCUAAAUGGACAACAUGAGAAAUGUCUUCAAAUUGAAAGGAGUACAAAUGAUGUAAAUUUGUCUCAGCUGUCAGAGGGAGAUGGAAUUAAUGGACAUUCUUCCUCUAAAGUGAAUAACAGUCACAAUGGAAGUAAUUGUACAACCAAAUGUGAAAAUUCACCAGUAAGCUCAUAUUUUAAAAUUGACUCUACUGUAUUUUCUCACGGUCAGCUAAGUGACCCACAUGGAAAUUCAGCUGGAAGUAAAACCACAGAAAAGAUAGAAGAAAAUACAACAAGAAAAAAGGCCAUAAGAAGAAAACUAUUAGGAUCACUAGAGGAGUUAACUGAAAAAGUUGAAAUAAUUGACACUGCUCUGAAUCAAGACCUUGUACAAUAUGACUGUAGACAUGCUACUGAUGGUUUGUUAGAAGAUGGAGAAAUUAUCAUGGAUGGAAUGUUGAGUACAAUAUCCCCAGGGAUGUCUGACCCAGACAGGGGACUUAUUCUAGACCGUCAGUCCACAGGGAAGGAAUAUCGUACUGGUAUGGCUCACCUAGAACCAAGAAGACGGUCACUAGAGGUUGAGAAAGAUAGGACACACAUUCAGGGUUUAAAUCUCAGUCCAUCACCAAACUACCCUCCUGAGAAAGGGUCACAACAUAAAUAUACCACCAGACGUCAGUCACUUGAAUUAGACUGCAUGAUGCAGGGAAAGAAAAAUGGUCUGUCUUCCUCUCAUUAUGGUCUUGAAGAUAUGAGAUCUAGAACCCCUGAAGUUUACUUCCCAGAGAAAGAAAAUGUCAGUUUGUCAUCUGUCAGAAAGUUUGAAUCGGUGUCAAAUUUAAAUUUGCAAGGACACCAUGCUCAUGGCUCUUCAGUGACAAGCUUGGUGUCACCUGCGACCUCGAGUGGAUUCAUUGCAGACAAACGGGAAAUGUAUUCUGAAACUGAAGCAAUGAGAUCCACUGCUUAUGAGAUUAUUCGUCAGCAACAAAAACAGCAGCAGCAGCAGCAGCAACAUCAGCAGCAGUUAUCACAUCAUCAGCACCAACCAUCACAUCAACAACAGAAGUUGUCAUCUCAGGAGCAGCAACAUUUACAGCAAUCACAUCAUCCUCCAAAGCAGCAGCAGCAACAACAUACACCAAUUCAACAGCAGCAACCACAAUUCUCUCAGCAUCAGCAACAACAACAGCAAAAUAAGCAAUCACCACAACAACAGCACCUCAGUUCACACUAUCAUCACCACCAGUCUGUGCCAGUGGAAUCUCAUGACCAGCACUCACAAAGACAUUCACACCAUGAACCUUCCAGAGAUCAUGUACAACAUAGUCAGCAACAUCAGAAACCAACCCUUAAAGAAAAACUUAGACAGAAACAAAAGCAGCAACAACAGCAACUUCAUGCUGCUCAGCAUCGUCAAGCCUCUCACUCCAGACAAUACAUAGACCAUCAAAAUGAUCGUAUUUCUCAGAAAUCUCCAUCAAUGAUUGCUCAGAAAUCUCCAGGAAAAUCUCCAGAAAAUGUGUUUACAUUUGAGCGUAUGCCAGUCCAUGGGGCAUAUGGGUCUGUCUCACAAAAUAAAGACAACUUGAAGCAUCCAACCAGCCCUGCCCAUCAGAUCUCACAGGAACAAACUGUAACCCCUGUAGCCAAAAAAAGUGUGAGAGUCACAGAUAUAGAUAAAGUGGAAAUGAUGUUAGCACAAUAUACUCAAGAAAAAGAACGAAAAAGAGCUUUAAGUCAAGGGGAUACAGAAGACAAAUCUAUGUUGUAUGAAAAAGAGAAUUUGUCAAGGCAAAUAGAAGGCGGAUAUCUUUCCAGUGGUAGUGGUAGAAGUAAAGUUCAUGCAAGUGAAAGAGUAAUGAAGCAUGAGCAACAGAGUGUCAGCAGCAGAGCAAGUAGCGAAAGGACAGCAGAUAACAAUAAAACUCAUUCAUCCACCCAUCUUGAAAGUCAGUACCACCAAGUGCAUGAUUCACAUUACAAAACUUCUUCCUUUGGAAAUGUAGGGGAAAUGAUAGAACGGCACCCAUCAGUACACCAUAAUGGGAAGAAAAAUGGUGACACUAACCAUAGUAAUAAUGGCCAAUAUCCGCACAUCAAUGGGCUCAAUCAGAUGCAAAAUUACAGUAAUACUAGUCCAGAGAUACACAAACAGAGUGAUGCGAAGCUGAGUGAGUUGGACAGCAGUGUAGCAUCAGCUGUGACAAAUGUUGUCAACAAACGGUUGGAUCCACAAGACCGACCCAUGAUAGAUGGAACAAAAAACAGGGGGCAGGAGGCGAGGGAAAGGGCGCAACAUGCACGACCCUCUGAUGGUGCCUCUAUGGAAAGUUUUAUUGUCUGGCCAAACACAGUGCCAGAUAAACUGAACUUCAAUCAUCUGGAAAAAUUUGAAGGCCAAAUGCUAAUUCAAUGGCUGAUCUCCACAUUUGAUGAGGAGCACUACCUACACUAUUAUCUUGAGCGGCAGGACCUACGUCUGCUCGCUACACAAUUCUGUACACAUCUUCUUGCUGCUGGGGUGAUGAAACAGAUGGAAGAAAAUGUUGAUGGAACAAAGAACUUUAAGCCCCUUGAGAUGUACUAUUGGACUCAUACUGAACAGCCCAUAUAUCAGUAUGAAAUUCUUCCUGAAAAAUUGGUCCCGGUGUGGCCUCCACCCAGAGAUGAUGGAGGAGAAGAGAAACCAGGUCUCAAGUACACAGAAGCAGAAUUUCAGGCUUUGGCCAUGGGACUUAUCAAAAAACACAAAGAAGACUUAGCAUUACAAAAAAAAGAGCAUGAAGAUCAUUUGGCUCAGGAGAAAGGGGAACAGCAGCUAAACUUUGCAGAGUUUCAGCACAGGAUCAAGGCCCUUGAGCUUGAACUGGCAAGGUAUAGAGGAGAUAGUGAUGCUGGAUUUCACAGCUUAAAGGAGUCUUGGCAAGAAGGGUUCAGUCCCAAAUAUCAAGAAAGAGGGGUACAAACUGAACUAUCAGGACUCAGACUGGGUGAUGGAGGGAUUGGACAAAGGACUGAUGGUGAACACUCUGGCAGUCUCCAAACACCCACAAAUAGGAACUUAAAUAGUGAUAAUACACUUGGAAAAUCACACAGUUCUCAAAGUUCUAAUUCCUCACAAAGUGCAAUAGAACGGACUUCAGGUUUUCUACAGGAUAAUUUAAAAGAUUAUUUGAAUACAGACAAUGGUGCUAACUCUGCAGGGGCUGGUCCUCUGCCUCCCCCUCCCCCACCUCCUCCACCGCCACCACUUGCCUCCAACUUACCUCCAGUACCACCACCACCUCCGCCUCCUCCUCCACCCGGAUCCCUAGGACCACCCCCACCCCCUGGACCACCCCCUCCUCCUGGAGGGCCACCACCCCCUCCCCCAUUGUCAGGUUUUGGAGGACCACUGGCUGUGCCUAAAGGUCCAAGAAAACCAGCAGUGAAUCCUAAAUCAAAGAUGAAAGCUUUGUUCUGGAAAAGACUACAAGUACCUGAAAUUCGCAGAAUGCAAGUCCCAGCAGACAUCAAUGACGUCAAGCCUCUGUGGGAAGAUUUAAGAGAGAUUGACUUUAAUGUUGAUGAGUUUGAUACUCUCUUUUCAAAAGUGGUGAUUGCUGAAAGGAAAAAGAACAGUGAAGACCGUCCUAGGCCAAAAAGACGCCAGGUUACUAAGCUGCUUGAUUCAAAAAGGUCCCAGACACUAGGGAUAUUGAUUUCUAGUCUACACUUGGACUAUAAUGAAGUUGAAAAUGCGGUCAUGAAUUUUGAUACAUCUGUAAUAGAACUGGACACACUGCAGACUUUAUAUGAUCAAAGACCCCAGUCAGAAGAGUUAGAAAUUAUCAACAAUCAUUUGAAAACAAAAGCUGAUAUAGAUUUAGAUAGACCAGAACAAUUUCUACAUGAAGUGUCACAAAUUCCACACUUUAAUGACCGUCUCUACUGCUUCAUCUUCCAAACGACAUUCUCUGAGAGCUUAGCAAUGAUUGAGAAUAAGUUGAAUAACAUAAAGAUGACUUGUGAGUAUAUGUUACACAAUAAGAGUCUUCACCAUGUGUUUGGUCUACUUCUUGGUUUAGGAAACUACAUGAAUGGGGGCAGCAGAACAAGGGGACAAGCUGACGGAUUUGGACUGGAUAUUCUGAAUAAACUGAAAGAUGUCAAGGCUAAGGACAAUUCCAUCAAUCUGCUCCAUUACCUGGUGAAGCAGUAUGUGCACAAGUUUGAAGGGGAGAAUGCAGGCACAGACCAUGUCUUACUACCAGUGCCUGAACCCAGUGAUAUCACCCAGGCAGCUAUAGUACACUUUGAUGAUACACAGAGGGAACUGAAAAAAAUCAAACAAGACUUGGAAGCUUGUGACAAGAAAGCCCAGACUGUGAUCAAACAAUCUGAAGAGGCAAAUAAGCAGCCAUUCAAGAGUAACAUGGAGAACUUCUGCACUAGAGGUAAAAAGGAAUUAAAAGAGCAAGAGGAAAACCUUCAAGAUUGCAAGAAAAGGUUUAAACAAGUUUUGGUAUAUUUCUGCCAGCCAUUAGAAGGAAAGGAUGGCAAGCCUUUGCUGCCUAAGGAUUUCUUUGCACACUGGGUUCCCUUUUGUGGUGACUUUAAAGAUUCAUGGAAGAAAGAACAACAAGCAAUAAUUAAAGAAAGACUUCAGGAAGCAAAACGGAAGGUUGAUAAGAUCAAAAAAGAGAAAAGAGUUUCUUUAACUAAUACCAGAAAUAUUAAGGCAGGGGGACUGAAAGCCAGGUUGGCAAGUAAAGGUCUUAUCUGAACCUUGCACCAAACAAGCACAUAGAUGAUAGAGGAAGGGUGUAACUUUCAAUAAAUAGAUUGACAGACCAAGAGACAAACAGGCAAUUCUUACACCAUGUCUACAGGAGUGUGCAGUAAAACAGAGUAAGCUGAGGAAAGACCUUCCACUGAACUGGUUUGUCAAGAGAUUUGGAUUAUUUACGUGCAAUAUAUACAUAAAACGUAUAUAUAGAUAGAUAUAUACAUAUUGCUGCUGCAGGUUGUCAUAUGGAUUCAUUCUGUGAUAAUUCCUAAAACAUUUUUCAUCAAAAAGUGCUAAUGGGUAUUAUUGAUGUCAUUCUCUGAGGGUUGAUACAAGCUGUCUACUUUUCUAAUGUGACAGCGCCUUCUUGUUUUAUUUAGUGCACAAAGUAAUCACUGUCGUUUUGUAUUUUCUAGUAAUAAAUUGAUAAACAAAGCAUUUUGCCAGUUUGUCAAUCAUUAAACUCUUAUUAUGACAUCUUAUUGUUUACACCUGAAUGUUUUGUAAGAAAACUGUUAAUACUUGUAAAAUCAGGUGGUUCAUAUUAUACUUUAAUACCUACUUAUAGCUAGUCUUCGUUAAUGUCUAGCUCUUUAAUUCCAAUAACUUUGUGGAAUUGUGAAAUUAAAUUUAUGUUUAACUUU
This is a messenger RNA of Lingula anatina, 6728 nucleotides long. RefSeq lists its product as uncharacterized. Lineage: Eukaryota; Metazoa; Brachiopoda; Lingulata; Lingulida; Lingulidae. The record is from RefSeq and is a predicted model, not a curated record. Gene Ontology annotation, cellular component: actin filament; cytoplasm; cytoskeleton. Gene Ontology annotation, biological process: cortical actin cytoskeleton organization; actin nucleation. Gene Ontology annotation, molecular function: actin filament binding; microtubule binding.